AUGGCUUCCGAACUCACCUUCCCGCAAUUCGGAAAAUUGCCGUUGGAAUUACGGGAUAUGAUAUGGGGGUACGCUCUCCCCGAGCCGAGAGUCUUUGAGGUCCUCGAUUCUCCGUCAUCGGCGCAAUCUCAAACCACGCCCUCGGGCCGUUUGAUGUUUGCUGACGUCCGUAACGAGCCGCCACCCUCUAUAGCACGGGUCUGCCGUGAUGCCCGGCAAGCAGUUUUGCGUCGCUACAAGCCUAUCGCAUUUUCUGGAACAGUCAAGCACCUAGAUCUCUGUCGAGACAUAAUUCUACUUGACUCUUACUUACAGGUGAAGAGGCUGCUAAAGGUGAUUCGCCUCCUAAGCCAGAUUGAGCCUAUUCGUCGGAGUGCUACCAGGUUGGCUCUCGGUACAUCAUGGGGUUUACACACUGGGUUGCACCUACGAAUGUUUCAUCGCAGCGUCCAAACGAAGCGCAACAUGGCCCGGUUUCUCGAGUACAUAUCUAAGUUUCGCCAGCUUGAGACUAUCAUCCUCGUCGUUUACCAGCGCUCGGCGUUUGGACUCCGGCUCAAGUGCUGCGGCCCCGAUCGCUCGCGCAGCCUACCCUGGCGACAUUACGAUUUGUACGAAUCGUAUCAUUUCAACUUCAACGUCAACUUUAACCUCGACAACUACUGGCUGCGCCGGCCGUACCAGAGUAGGCUUGUUAGGUACGACCCGGAGGACGACAGAACGGAGGCAGAAAAGGUGCAGCAGUCUCCCUUGCCGAGGCAUUCGAAACAGUGCGUCCAUGAUCCGCAACCGCGCGGAUACCAGGUACACGACUUGAAGGGCACGUUCGAGAGCUGGCUGAAUAAAUUUGCGGAGGACGAGACCUUAGGGCCAUCACUGAAGGUGCCGGGCCUGGAGACGGCUACUCUAACUUGGAUUUACACUGGAGUUCGCAACGAGGAUUUUUAUUGA
Messenger RNA from Daldinia childiae, 951 nucleotides. RefSeq lists its product as uncharacterized. The transcript has a single exon. Bases 1 to 951 code for a protein of 316 amino acids. The record is from RefSeq and is a predicted model, not a curated record. Lineage: Eukaryota; Fungi; Ascomycota; Sordariomycetes; Xylariales; Hypoxylaceae.